Molecule: messenger RNA, 498 nt
Organism: Lactuca sativa (garden lettuce)
Lineage: Eukaryota; Viridiplantae; Streptophyta; Magnoliopsida; Asterales; Asteraceae
Source: RefSeq, a predicted model, not a curated record
AUGGAAGAAGUAUCAAAAAUAGUGUUGGAAGAACUUCCAAAAAAUAUGGGUGAUCCGGAAAGCAUCAUUAUACCCUGCCAAUUUGGGAAUUUGGUUACUACUCAAGCAUUAGCUGAUUCAAGGGCUAGUAUCAAUAUUAUGCCCUACUCAUUCUUUAAAAAGUUGAACCUUCCAAAACUAAAACCUAUCCACAUGACAAUCCAUUUAGCUGAUAAAACGCUGAUCCAUCCGAAAGGAUUUUGUGAAGAUCUUCUAAUAAAGAUGGAUAAGUUGGUGUUUCCUGCGGACUUCUUAGUUUUGGACAUGGAAGAAGACCCUAAGAUUCCAAUCAUCCUUGUAAGACGAUUCUUGAAUACCGAAUGUGCCAUAGUUGAUAUGCGGGAAUCAACACUUACACAUAGGGUGGUGGAUGAUUUGGUUACUUUUGUAACUAAUCAAGAAAAAGAGCAUGCAAAAUCGAUUGAUGAUAAGACUUCAUCAAUGGAAUUGGAUGAUUAA